Messenger RNA from Siniperca chuatsi (mandarin fish), 2919 nucleotides. Its product is annotated as transmembrane protein 151B. The transcript has 2 exons. Bases 394 to 2154 code for a protein of 586 amino acids. The record is from RefSeq and is a predicted model, not a curated record. NCBI's taxonomy places the organism in Eukaryota, Metazoa, Chordata, Actinopteri, Centrarchiformes, Sinipercidae.
UUAUCUUUCCUCCCUCCUCCUCCGGGACACUGGACAGCGCGCCAGGCAUCUGGAUAAACAUAGUGCAGUGAUGUUUUUUGUAUGACACAUGGUUUUAUUAGUUCAUUAAAACUGCCGACCCCUGGCUGCUGACAACAAGCUUCUCUGACUGCAUCAUGGUCAACCUCUGCUGCCUUUGCUGCGGUGAAAUCCCUCAACCCCGCCCCCCUCCGUCCGGCCAGUCGGGACCACCGCGGGAUCCCCGCUCCGUGCAGCAGCAGCAGCCUGCUGGCUCCGGCCCAGACGGUGUGUUGCUGAAGGGGGGACAGAAAGGGGAAGCAAACGGAGGGAGUAAAGCCAGUGAAUAAAAAAGAGUGAGUAUAUAAUCUCUCUCUGACAUGCGAAAAGUGCAGCAUGCUCUCUUCCGAUCUGGACUCUGCGGAGGACACGGCGGCCAGCGCUCCCAAUGAUGCUGAGGGAGAGGAGCAGGAGGAGUUGGAGGAGGAUUCACCGGCUGAGAGUGAUGUCCAGGAGGAGCAGCGCCCAGUGAAGCAGUCCCUGGGUGCUUGUGUCUGCCGGGAGUCCCAUUGGCGCUGCCUGCUGCUCUCUCUGCUCAUGUACAGCUGCCUGGGCGCGGUGGCCUGGUGCCAGCUGACCCGGGUCACCAAGAUCAGCUUCAACUCGGCUCUCACCUCCUCCUUCCCGGCCUCCUUCACCUCCUCCCUGCGGGGGGCCUCCGGGAUGAGCGUCGGAGGACACUCAAUGAUCUACCACGACAGCCCCUGCUCUGACGGCUACAUCUACAUCCCUCUGGCCUUCCUGCUCAUGCUCUACGUCCUGUACAUGGUGGAGUGCUGGCACUGCAGAGCCAGGAGCGAGCUGCAGUGCAAAGCAGACGUGGACAGCGUGUAUGAGCGCGUGCUGCGGAUGCGACAGGCCCAACCUUGCAUAUGGUGGAAGGCCAUCAGCUACCAUUUUGUCCGACGGACACGGCAAGUCACUCGAUACCGCAACGGGGAUGCCUACACCACCACGCAGGUGUACCAUGAGAGAGUGAACACCCAUGUGGCUGAGGGGGAGUUUGACUACAGCCACUGUGGGAUGAAAGAUGUAUCACGUGACCUCAGUGGCUUGGAGGGGCAUCCAGCAACUCGCCUGCGCUUCACCAAAUGUUUCAGCUUCACCGAGGCCGGUCCAGAAAAUGAUUACCUCAACCAGAGAGCCAGGUUCUUCUCUGAGAUCGAGGGUUUGGACGAUUACAUGGAGGCCAGGGAGGGGAUGCAGCUGAAGAAUGUGGACUUCAGAGAAAACCUGAUAGCCUAUGUAGACCCAGAUAGGAUGCCAUGGUACACUUCUCAGGUUGCCUUCUGGCUGGCAGCUCUGCUGAUGUUGUCCUGGCCUCUGAGAGUGCUGAUAGAGUACCGCACUGCUUAUGUGCACUACCGCAUAGAGAAACUAUUUGGGUUAGAGUACAGCCACAGCAGCCCCUCUCCUCUAGACGAAGACCGGCCUCUGGGGAAUCACACUGGUUGUGUUAUUCCAAGAGUAGACACACUGGACAGCACUGAAAUGGAGUGGCACAUACGCUGUAACCACCAGGUGAUUCCUAGCUACUCCGAGGCCAUGCUGAUAAACAUGAGCACAGCAGACUCUCACUCAUUACAAGACACUGAAUGCACCUCGUCCUCAAACUGCUUCCUCCUGGACAGCAGCCAGACUGCUCAGAGCUACGGCGCUCUCCAAAGCCAGGACGGCAGCGAGCAGCACAGCGAGCCCAACAGACGAGGGGAUGAUGGAGGAGGAGGCAGGACGAGGACCAUCACCAGCUCCAGCUGUUCCUCCAUCUUCUCCUGCCGCGGAGCGCUGUUCCACUCCCACCUCUCCUCGGACACGUCCCGCUUCUCUCUCUGCCGCAUGUACGGCUCCCAGCGCACUGUGGCUCUGUGGAGGAGCCGCAGCAGCAACCUGACGGACCCCUGCUGCGUGGACGAGCAGUGCUGCCGGUCCGACUCCAGCCAGCUGGCGCUCAGUCAGAGUCCACCAACUUAUAGAGACGCCCGGUUCUUCCCAGUUCUCAUUAUGCAUCGGUCUGAGGGAUUUGGCGGGGAGGACGGGAGGGAAGUGAGGCGUUAUUAUAUACGGAGAGGGUCCUCCUGUGUGGAGACAGCUCUGUGAAGGACAUAAAGAGACCUGCUGAUAAGUCAAGAUGGAUUCAAAUCAGUAAUAAUGGAUGGUGUUGUAGGGUUGGGCACUAUUUGCUCCAUAGACAGAGUGACGUUAAUGCUCUUUCAGGAAAUUCCACUGUAAAUAUGAAGUCAAAGAAACUUAAAUACUUUCUAUUUUUUAACACAGACAGCAAAAGGUCAGAGUCCUCGUAUUGAAUUGCACAUGUCCAUAUUAUUACAGUUAAAUUGUCUGUAUGAAAACCGUCACCUCUGCAGUGUCACACUCUCCCUGAGGCAGCAACAGUCUGUCAGCUACUGUGUACAAUGACAAGAAUAACUGAUUAAAUGGUGCAUACAUGCCGCUGAUACAUGGAAACUGCACGACCUCAGCAUCCUACUGUUUUCAUCAAAAUUCAUAUUUUUCAAAAAUCACAGGAAACAAAGCUUCACCACUUCUUACUUUGACAUUGUAUGUGUUAUUAUGUGUGUGUGGGGAGACUUACUAAAAGUGUGCCACUUAGAGGCAGAUGAAAGAAUAAUAUAAGAACGUUGCAUGUUAUUACCAAAGGUAUUGUUUUUUAGUUGAUUCAUAGACAGCAAGGUGAAACCAAAGACAUGAGUGUUCUGUUUAGUUUUUUCCCCAAAUGAUUUUAUUUAACACUACAAAGCAUCUGUUGAUGAGGGAUAUGCUGAGUGGAGAACAUGAACUGGAUGUCAGAAUGUAAGCAAUAAAAGUAGUUCUGAAUUAUUGCAGUAUUUAAUAUCAAUCAGGAGA